CACCUUAAUUUACGCAUUGUGGAUUAUUUUUGCAAUACACAGGGAAAUACCUUGGAAAAUGAGCAAUAGAUCUGUGGAAGGCUUUUACUUCGUUGCGGCCUUUUUUUACUUUCUCUUAUCAGCAAGAUCAAGCCAGAUACGGAUACCACUUCCGGGAUACAAAGAGACAAUUAAGGUUUUCAUGACUCAGAGGUGUCCCAAAACUGAGAGUGAGUGGAGGGCUGUCUCUAACCAAAUGAACUGUUCAAUUGAUAAUGACCCACCAGUCAACCAGUACCACUGCCUGCCCACACCAAAGAGAAACAUGCUUGUGGAGUUCUGCUAUAAUGAAUAUAGUAAAAUGACAGAACAUGGUAAUUGCUUGGAACUAGGAGGAAGGGGAUAUCUGAAUUACGUUAACUGCAAAGGAUUUAUAAAAGGAUGCCCAAAUAAAGACUACAAAAGUGAAGAAAUAUUCAAAUAUCCAGCCUGUCUCCAGAUAGAUGUUGAAAGAGGUUGUUUCUUGGCAGAGGAAGAUUGCAAACUUACGUCAAGCUCAACUACAGAGCCAACAACGAGAAGUGGUGACACCUUUCCAUCGGAGUACAUAGUCAUCCUAGUGCCAGCUGCAACAUUAUGUUUCAUUUUUGCAUUAAUCCUGUAUUUAAAAAAAAGACGGCAUCAAAGUUUACCUACACCGGAAUCAGAAAGCCGUGAAGAAACACAUUCAACUGAUACUUCUAAUUCUUGCAAAAGCGAGCAACAUUUUAAAACAAGUACAGAAAAAUUGAAUGAUCGUAAGAAGUAUCCUGAGGAUCAUAGAAAGUUACUUACAAUGGAUAACAUGGAAAAAAAAAUCCUAUCCAUCAAAGUGACCAACAGUGUUUCCAAAUUUGGUGAGAAAACAACGAUCACUGGAAAAGUGAAUAGUAAUUUCCAAAUCCAAGGCCUUGAGUGGCAGACAGUCUCAAAACGGAGCAAAAAGUUUGAAAGGAUAUCAAUUGAUAACUCCAAGUACAUCGGAAGCAUUAUCGACCCUUCAAAACCUUGCCUAGUAAUUAACGAUACGAAACUCGAUGAUGCUAUAAAAUACAGACUUGUGGGUUAUCUAGCUGAUGAGCGUAUUACCAGCAAUGACGUUGAAGUUUCUGUUCUUGGAGACAUACCACAUCCCAAAUUGAAAAGGAAGUAUGAAGGCUAUGAAGACAAUGAAGUAACAAUAUACGGUGAUUUAAAUUCAUUUCCAUCGCCUUCAAGUGUAAAAUGGCUGUUUUGCAAAGAAGAAUUUGGAGAAUAUACAGAAAUAGAAAUUAAAGAAAAGGGAUUUCAGGAAUUUAUUGAUGACAAGCAUGCUGGAUUAGUUAAAAAUUUAGCCAGGUCUUCUGAUGGUGGUUUUUAUAAAAUGGUUGUUAGCAACGAACUCGGAGAAGGUAUAAGUAAGCCUGCUUUCCUAAGUAUAAAAGAAGAUAUUGAAAGGACAUCAGAAUCACUGAGUUUCCCUUCAGUUUUACCUACACAAAGAAAUCACACGAAUACGCAAGGUACUUAA
This is a messenger RNA of Saccostrea cuccullata (small rock oyster), 1528 nucleotides long. RefSeq lists its product as uncharacterized. The transcript has 10 exons. The record is from RefSeq and is a predicted model, not a curated record. Bases 59 to 1528 code for a protein of 489 amino acids. NCBI's taxonomy places the organism in Eukaryota, Metazoa, Mollusca, Bivalvia, Ostreida, Ostreidae.